AUGUAUAACUAUAUUUCGACUGUCAUGCCAAGUCAAGCUGUAAGGAAAAGACAACACCAACGGCGAAUUUUGUCUGGCGGAAAGAAGGAGGGUGAUCUUUGUCCUGUUGGACUGGAGGCUUGUCCGGUGUUGAGAGAUAGCCAAAAAGGAGACUAUGAGUGCGUCGACACUACACUUGAACUGGAGUCGUGCGGCGGUUGUGUUUUCGGGAGCGACACCUCUGGGGUCGACUGCACUACUCUUCCUGGCAUCUCGCCAGCGGCAGUACUUUGCUCCCAGGGUGAAUGUCGAGCCUUGGCUUGCGCUGAGGGAUUUACUUUAGUUGAAGGGAGUUGCGUGUCGGUCUUAGCUGAAUAA
Kwoniella botswanensis is the source of this 357-nucleotide messenger RNA. RefSeq lists its product as uncharacterized. The coding region runs from base 1 to 357 and encodes 118 amino acids. The record is from RefSeq and is a predicted model, not a curated record. NCBI's taxonomy places the organism in Eukaryota, Fungi, Basidiomycota, Tremellomycetes, Tremellales, Cryptococcaceae. The transcript has 3 exons.